AUGCAGUGGAAGUCACUCCUUCUUUACGGUGCCAUCGCCGAAUCGGCCCUGGCUCGCACCCACGGCCACCAGCGCCGUCACCCCCACGGCCACGGCCAUGCCGAACGUGCCCCGGAGGCACACCUGGCUGCCCGUGAAGUGGUCGUGGAGACUGUGGUCAACUACCACACCAUCACGCUCACCAGCACUGUCACUGGUGCAGCACCCACCGUCACUACCCACGAGGAAGCCGCUACCACCACCGCCGAAGCCGCCGCCACCACCUCCGCCAGCGAUGCCGCCGCUUUCGUCGAACUCGAUCUCAACGAGGAUCUCGCCAUCAGCGCUAGCCUGAGCCUUGGCCUCUCCAUCGGUGGCUCCGAAGCGACCACCACCACCUUCAGCACCAGCACCCACACCAAGACCCAUGCUCACACCACUACCACGACCUCCUCCUCCACCGCAGCUAGCAGCAGCGCCGCCGGCGUCAGCUCAGCGUGGUAUACGUACCCGACCAGCGGCGUGUACUCGACCAGCGGGUUCGGCGAACGCAGCAACACCACGAGCAGCAGCGGCGACACCUACGUGGGCAACGUGGGUGUGCCGUGGGGCAGCAACAUCAUCGAGGUGAGCGCCAGCGAGGCGUGGCAGUACAAGUACGUGGUGCAGUUCACGGGACAGAACAGCGCGGACUGGUUCGUGAGCAUCUGGAACAAGAUCGGGCCCGACGGGGCGGACGACGGGUUUUUCGGUCACUCGGCCCUGAACUUCACGCUGUCCUCGGGCGAGACGCGCUACGUUGCCUUCGACGAGAACUCGCAGGGCGGUUGGGGCGCCGCCGAGGGCGACAGUCUUCCCACCAACGACUACGGCGAGUACUCGUGCACCUGGGGCGAGUUCGACUUCGGCGACGAGGAGAACGACAGCUGGUCCGGCUGGGACGUCAGUGCCAUCGUCGCUGAGGAGGCCGACCAGACCAUCCAGGGUAUGAAGCUCUGCCGCCACGGCACCACCACCGGCUGCUCGUACAUCACCUCCGGCGGCGAUACCGUCGAGAACGCCUACACCCCCUCCGAGAGCUCCGUUGGUGGCAUCGGAGGCUCUGUCACUGCUGGCCCCUUGCGUCUCGCUGCUACCCUCGCCGCCAUCACCGUCGUGCCGUUGAUGCGAGGUCAAUGGGUUGUGCUGUGCGCACGACGCGGCGUCUUCGGAGCAGUUGCGAUAACGGCGACUCGCCGAGCCGCAACAUCAUGUCCACUAUGUUACCCAUCUAGAACAUCUAGAGCAACCAUCCACCUCUCCAGGCCUACUCCCAGAAUCAAACACCGGCUUAUCAAACAGCUCACUCAACCAUCUAACCCAGCCUCAAAACGCACCUUCUUCACCACCACCCUCCCCCCAAUUCUCAUCCCACCAACCAUCUUCCUCGGCCUCCUCCUCGGCCUCUGGACCUGGAAAUGCUUCUGGAUCGUCCUCCUGCAAGAUAAACUCCUCUACCUCUCCUGGCUCCCACCGCUCUCCCGCUCCGAGACCAUCGCCGCCUACGAACCCGAAUGCCGUCCCGUGCAAUGGACCACGCAGCAGAUCCGCAGCCUGGACGGCACGAAACUCACCGUCUGUGAGGGCCGUCUCCCCCGACGACAACAGCCCCCGAAAAAGACAGUAGUCAUCUGCUACUUCCAGGGUAACGGCGGCUCCACCCCGCUGCGCCUGCCGCUACUCUCGCAGACCCUGCGGGCGCUGUCCAACGGCCCGCCUAGUUCUGGGUUUCCAGAACCAGAACCAGAGGUCGAGUACAUCACCACCGCCCUCUCCUACCGCGGCUACUGGACCUCGUCCGGCCGCGCCUCGCAGAGGGGGAUCGAGCGCGACGCCCAGGCGUUCCUGGCGUGGGUGAUGCAGACCUACACGGCACCGGACCGAGAGGUCCGCGUGGUCCUGUGGGGUCACAGUCUGGGCUCCGCGGUUGCGACCACCGCGCUGGCGACGUACCUCGACAAUGGGGGUGCGGUGGCAUCCACGACUACUCGAAAGCUCAGUCCCGCGGACGCUGACGUCGCGGCAACUCGAGCUUCAUCCACCCCCAUCACAGGACUGAUCAUGGAGGCGCCCUCCUCCAGCGUCAAGGAGAUGCUUAUCAGCCUGUAUCCGCAGAAGUGGCUGCCGUAUCGAUAUCUGUGGCCGUUCCUGUGGAAUCACUGGGACAGUGUGCUCGCGUUGCGGCGGAUGGUGGCGUGGCGCGAUGGGGUCGCUGUUUCUGAGGAUGGCGAAGAGAAUGAUGCGUCUGACAGGAUUCAGACAGCUCCGGGUGAUGAUGCAACGGCAGGUUUAAGUCCACAUCCACCAGAGAGGAGAGUGAUACCGCCCAUUCUGCUGCUCACUGCUACGAACGAUGAGGUGAUCCCUCCAGAGGCGGCGGGGCAGUUGGAGGCAGAGGCCAGGAGGUUGGGCAUCGAGAUGGUGAGGACGGAUGUGCCCGGGGCGAUGCAUACCGAAGCACCAGUGCGACCGGCGGGAAGGAAGGCGUUGGUAGAGUUUAUUCGGGCGAGGAGUUGA
Molecule: messenger RNA, 2535 nt
Organism: Aspergillus aculeatus ATCC 16872
Lineage: Eukaryota; Fungi; Ascomycota; Eurotiomycetes; Eurotiales; Aspergillaceae
Exons: 2
Coding region: 1-2535 (844 amino acids)
Cellular component (GO): extracellular region
Molecular function (GO): IgE binding
Source: RefSeq, a predicted model, not a curated record